AUGAUCUGUGACGGUGGCGAGCUGAUGUGCUACUCGGCAAAGAUCCCCCACGAGGACGGUGCGCUGCUGAUCAAGAACGAACCGCAGGACAUUCCACUGAAGAAACCAAAGCUUAUGGGCGACGUGACGUCGCUGUAUCACAGCAGCAGCAGCAGCAGCAACCGGCUGCAGCCCCAGCACGUCAUCGGCUCGCAGCAGCACCACCUGUCCCAGCAGCACCACCAGCAGACGAGCUCGGCGUUCCGUCCGUGGGCCGCGCAGAAGGCGCAGAAGUACGCCCAGCAACAGCAGCAGCUAAUCCUGCAGCAGAUGGCGGUAGCGGCCGCCGCCGCCAACGGGAGCCCGUACGUCAAUGGCACGACCACCCUCGUCAACGGCACCGUCGUCCGGACAACGUCACCCGGCGGCACGAUCCUAGCGCUCAGCCAGGAGCCGCCGCUGCUGCAGAACCCGGAAAAUGUGGUCCCCAUGUCGGAGACGGACAAGUUCGAGCGAUCGUACCAACCGAACGUGGCGCUGGCACCCCGCAAGUCGAUCCUCUGCAAAGAAUCGUCCUCCUCGACGUCAUUCUCGUCGGUGUCGGCGUCGGCGUCGGCGUCGGUGGUGCAGCCACCGCAUCCACGGGACCACGACAACAAGGAGCAGCGUUCGGUGAUAAAGUGUGAAGUACAAAUCAAGCAGGAAAAUCCUCCGACUCCGCCACCGCAGCCGCCUCUGCUGCCGUCGGCUGCGGCAGCCAGUGAGACGGCCACGAUCGUGCGGUCGGUGAUCAAGUGCGACGUGCAGAUCAAGCAGGAGCGACCGGGCACGCCACCGCCGGGCAGCCACCUGGACGGCAGCCCACCGCCACCCGCCGCGCACAUUCCGGUCGCCGGAUCGUCGUCUUGUUCGUCGCCACCGCCACCACCACCACCUCAAGUUCGGCCAACGCCAACCGGGAUCGCCAUCAGUACAAUCAUCGCCAAGCAGCAGCAGCGCCACGUGCUCAUCUCCUCGAUGGCUCCGUACGCUAGCAGCGGGGGGAGCAGCGGCAGCCAAAGCAACAGCCCGGUAACGGUCCCGCAGCCGGACGGACACUCCGGGUCGAACGAGAUCACCUCGUCCACUUCGCCGUUGCCUCCGCCGAUCAACAUGAGUGCGAUCGCGACGAUGAACGGUGGCUCGCGGACGGUGUUGGGCGACAAGCAUACGAAGCUGGUACUGAUCAAGGAACCCCUCAGUCCGCCACUGGCCGAUCGGACGAGUCCGCUUUCGUUGCGGCACUCGCCCGGUAACCACGUGCUUCACCAGCAACAGCAGCAACAGCGGCAGUCACCACCAUCGCCACCUCACCACGUUGCGGAGCACCAUCCACCGGUGUACCUGCACCACCAUCCGCACCAUCACCCGCCGCACCAUCACCACCUCCACCAGCAGCAGCAGCAGCAGCAGCAGAGCCUCAUGCUGCACCAUCGAUCUCACCACGGGCCGCCGGCAGUGGCGGCGGCCGUGUCGAUCAUCCACAAGAAUGGCGUGCCCGUCGUGGGCAAUUCCGAGUUCGAGCUGUCGACCGACACGGACGACGACAGUCAGGCGGGCGAACCGGACAGCAGCAACGGGGCGUCGCCGAUCGAGCUGAUCAGCGAGGUGCUGAAGGACGUGGAACCGAAAACCCGGCAGCAGAUCCUGGACCUGUUCAAGGUGCUGGUCCAGGAGAACCGAAUGGUCGCGCUGGAGAACCAGCGGUUGCAGCUGGACAGUCGCGCCAAGGACGACCAGCUACUGGAGCUGCACCGCCAGAAGGACGACCACCAGCAGCAACUGGCCCACCUGCAACAGGAGCUGAACCGGGCGGUGCUGAAGAUCGAGGCGCUACGUUUGCACAGCCAGCAGUUGCAGUUGCUGCAGCAGCAGCAGAAGCACAGCGACGAGCGCGUGGUGGAGCUCAUGCUUGGCGCAGGGGGUGGUGGUGGCGAGUCCAGCACGUCCUCGUCCACACCUCCGUCGCCACUGUCGCUCGUCAGCAACGGAAGCAGCGGCACGGCCAGCCAGUGCCAGCUGCUCGAAAGGCGGAACAGUUUUCCGGAAAAGUCGGAAAUCAUCAUGAAACCGCUGAAAAAGUUGCUUCGCCGCAGCCCGGACGAUACGGCUCAGGCGACGGCUACGGUGCUGAUGUUGGCAUCUCCACCGGCACCGUCGGCCAGCAGCAGCACCACACCCUUGCCACCGCCAGCGCUUCUUCCUGCGGGCCUGUCAAUUACGGCUGCCACCGUUAAGGCACCGAGCCAGCACCACCUUCCGGAGACGGAAGCAGCCGACGAGGACGUCGACGCGUCGCACAUUUCGCCGCCCCCAUCGAAACACCCGCGAAAGGUGGCCCUCCUGUUGUCGUCCUCGUCCUCGUCGUCGUUGAGCGCAGCGCCACCUGUGAACGGUUCGUCGCAAUCACCAACACCACCACCACCACAACCACCACCAAGUGCCAGCAAUGUGCCCGAUGUUGUACCUGUAUCACCGACAACGAUAGCGGUGGCGUCCCCGACGUCCCCGAACGGAGCCUCCUUGACCAAAUGUACCAAAAACCCGUCGGCGACGGACACGACGGCGGGCGACGAAGGGCUAGCUCCUGCCCCGACGGCUGCCAACCGGCGCCCGUCAACAUCACCGAGACCCUCAUCCCGGCCAUCAUCGGGGGCUUCCGGUGGUGCGGCAUCCACCAAAGCACCAACCAUUAUCCACAGCAGCAGCAAGCCGGAUGCGGCGGUGACAGCAGCCGCGGCCAGCAACCAGGAGAACGAUUCGCCAAAUCGCACCAACGGCAACAGCAGCGACAGCAACAGCAGCACCAGCAGCACCGCCGAUAACUGA
Molecule: messenger RNA, 2847 nt
Organism: Anopheles cruzii
Lineage: Eukaryota; Metazoa; Arthropoda; Insecta; Diptera; Culicidae
Product: probable nuclear hormone receptor HR38
Exons: 3
Coding region: 1-2847 (948 amino acids)
Source: RefSeq, a predicted model, not a curated record